AUGCAGUUCACUCCAUCCGCAACUCUCCCAAUGUUGACGCUGGACGGCGAACCCUCCGACUUCGACUAUGGCGCGUUCUUGCAGGAAGAGGACGUGGACUAUCUCGCCGAGGAUAGCUCGACAUCAUCCCACACAUUGGCUGAGUCGUCGCCGCCGCCGCUGACUUCGCAAUCGAACACUUCUGUAGUCAGGAGCGGAUCGUCUUCUCAGCCCAGACAAAGGCUUGAGAGACGAGGACACACCAAAAGUCGAAGAGGAUGCUUCAAUUGCAAACGAAGGAGGAUCAAGUGUCAAGAGACGCGACCGGCCUGCGGCCAUUGCGUCAAGACGGGAUUGAAGUGCGAAUAUCCAGCAGCGCCCCAAGUAGUUCAUCAGCCCCAGCACCAGAUUCCCCUCUUCAGUUUGCAGGAUAUGCGGUUCUUCCAGCAUUUCCUCUUUCACUGCACCCCACACCAUCCCAUCGGGACUGAGACCAUCUGGACCCAUGAGAUCCCAUGCCUCUCUGAGAAGUACGAAUAUCUGAUGCACGCCAUCCUGGGCCUCGCCGCGUCCGACCUGACGCAAAGGGACCCCAGCCUGGUGGCAUCGGCCAUGCACCACCGAGUCAAGGCCAUCAAGGCCAUCAAGAAGACGCUUGCGGAGGCGCCCAAGGCCAACAGCUUUGAGGAGGGCAAUGCAAUGAUGGCGACGUGCUUCGCGCUGACCUUCCAGUCCGUCCUGCUGGACGACGGCAUGACCGAGUACAUGACCUUCAUCCGCGGCGUCGUCAUCGUCGCCAUACAGAUGUACAUCAAGGGCGCCAAUCUCAUUUUCGCAGACUUCCUCGGAGACAAGCAACAGGAGGUAUUGCAGCCUUUCAUAGAGAACAUGCCCCUGAUCGAGAGGAGCUGGGUGGAUUCGGCGGUGGUGGCGGUCGAGAGUCUGUCGCCUCUGUGCCAGCAUCCCAUCGAACAGCAGUAUUACGAGAAGAUCUUGGACAUGGCAAAGCAACUUGGCGUCUCAUCAUGGGGAGCCUACAAGGCCAUGACCACGCAGUACGGCUGGUGGAUGAUGCUGCCGCACGACCAAUUCCAGCGGGUCAUCGACACGACGAACCAGGUCAACAUCCUCCUAAGCGCGCACUGGAUCGCGCUUAAGCAGAUCAUGGCGAUCAUAACGGAGAAGGAAUACGAGGCGGGCGCGAGACCUCAGAACGCCACCGACGGCGGUGUCGAACCGGGGAUGCUGCGGUGGCUCAAGUACCUCAACAGGCUGGUUGAUGCUGAACACAAGGUGUACAACCAAUGGCCGGUGUGGGUGGAGACGCAGCUCGACCGUGACCCUUGCUUCUUCGGGAAGACGAGGUGA
This is a messenger RNA of Phialemonium atrogriseum, 1347 nucleotides long. Its product is annotated as C6 zinc finger protein. The transcript has 5 exons. Lineage: Eukaryota; Fungi; Ascomycota; Sordariomycetes; Cephalothecales; Cephalothecaceae. The record is from RefSeq and is a predicted model, not a curated record. Gene Ontology annotation, biological process: regulation of transcription by RNA polymerase II. Gene Ontology annotation, molecular function: DNA-binding transcription factor activity, RNA polymerase II-specific; zinc ion binding. The coding region runs from base 1 to 1347 and encodes 448 amino acids.